Messenger RNA from Chara braunii, 2178 nucleotides. Lineage: Eukaryota; Viridiplantae; Streptophyta; Charophyceae; Charales; Characeae. The record is from the annotation of a GenBank genome assembly.
GGCGACGGGAAGAGGAGGUGACUUGUGCAGAGCGACGUGGCUAUGGUGUAGUUUUCUGCCCGCGUCCUUCGCGCCGUCGUAAGAGAGAAGGGUGUUGUUGCGUGCAUGCCUGGUUGGAAGACGGCAGGGUGUGUGUGUGCGUGUUUUUCAAGCGUGGUCGUAGGACGGCAGGGUGUGUGUGUGUGUGGCUUGCACGCGCGCGCUGGCGGGCGAGAGUGAAGAGGGUGGGUGUUCUCUCGCGCGCGCCAGAGACAGGUAAGGUAGGGUCGUGGUGCCUGCGUGUGACACGUGGGACGACAGAGGGGGGAGGAGGGGGCCGAAAAGUGGGGUGCCAGCUGUCGUCCGGGUCGGGACCUUGAUGGCGGGGAACGGGGGAUCGGCUACGGAGAACUCUUUUCGCGCGACCGACACGUGGCGUCGGCAUCCGAUGCUAUCCCGACAGGGGAGAAAGGCGUUGCCCGGCAUGGGUAUCGCCAUCGUGCUAUUCUCGGGCUACCUUUUUGUGGAGGGCAUGUCGCGGAAGCUGGCGGAAUCCUCAUCAUCCUCUUCGGCCAAAGGUCAUUAGGGCCAUUAAGCGCCUACGGUAGCAUGACCGGGGUCGUUUUUUGGCUGGAGGGUCGUUUGGCCCGGGCGGUGGCGAUGGCGAUUACGGCGUUAUGUGGAUUGCCAGCCCGGCAGGCAUUCAUUGGCGGCGCAUGCGCGACACUCGCAACAACAGCGCAUCCGCAACGGCGACUCUCGGAGCGUCUAACGGCGGCGAAUCCGCCGCCGCAGCUACUCGCGGAGCGUCUGACUGCGGCGAAAUCGGGAAAACGAGGGUUGAUGACAGGCGCAACAAGGAUCUGGGGGAAUAGGCAUGGGGGGGGCGGGGAUUGCGGGGGAAGCGGAGCGGUGGAUGCGGUGCGCGGGGUGGGAUGGCACGGGUUUCACCGCGGAACGCUGACACCACUCAUGACAGGCUUGUUGGUGUCCCAGUUAUGGCCAAUGAGGAGUGAAGGGGUGGGUGAUGACGGGGAUCGCAGGGGGGGGGGAAGAAUCUGUGGCGCAGAGAAGGGGAGGCAGCGCAUUCGGACGAUGGGAGGACGGACUGGGGGAUUCGGCGGGCAGGAUGGUAGCGGAGAGCGCGUGGGGGCGCGCGACCAGGUAAGGUGGGGGGAAGCGGAGGAGGAGGAGGAGGGCCGUGUCGAAGGCAAGGAGUUGGCGGGAAACAAGCUGCGUUGGCGGGAGGAGGAGAACCGUCUACGUGUCCGCGCAGUAGCAGAGUUCCAUGACCAGGCAGCUGCCGGUCAUAUGGGCUUCCACAAGACGUUGGCUCGUGUGAGCCGCCUGUACGUCUGGCCGAAGCGCAAGGACUUUGUGAAGGACUACGUCGCAGAGUGUCCCACCUGUCAGGAGGUGAACAGUGCGAACCACCUACCUUAUGGUUUGCUCCAGCCUCUUCCUAUCCCUGAGGGUCGUUGGCAGUCCAUCUCGAUGGACUUUAUCGGUCCUCUUCGACCUCCGACCCCCCGUGGUCAUGAUUCUAUCCUGGUCGUCGUCGACCGCUUCACGAAGCGUGCACGCUUUGUUCCGUGCCUCUAUGCCAUCAGUGCACGUGAGGUCGCCGACAUCAUAUUUGACCGAGUCGUGCGUGACCACGACUUACCUCUGAGCAUCUUAUCUGACCGUGACCCGCGCUUUACCAACCGAUUCUGGCGACGGCUCCACGAGGUGUACGGCACUCAGCUCCGCUUCUUCUCGUCUUACCAUCCUCAGACUGAUGGUCAGACCGAGAUCACGAACAGGACUCUCGGGGAUAUUCUCCGAAAGAUUGUUCGUGACGACCAGCAGUGGGAUCUCCAUCUUGCCCACGCGGAGAUAGCCUAUAACCACGCCGUCUCGCCAGCCACGGGGAUGUCACCUUACUAUUGCGACCUCGGCUAUCACCCGUGUGUUCCCGCGGACUUCCUUCGACCGUCCCAGAUGCACCCCGACACGAGUUGUCCCUCGCUGGAUGAUUGGGUUGCACACAUGACGUCGAUUAUGAAGACCGCACAUGAGCACAUACCCGCUUCCCAGACUCGCAUGGCAGCACGUGCGAACCGAUCGAGGAUGGAUCMCCCAUUCAAGGUCGGUGAUGAGGUGCUUAUCGAUGCCCGCCACUUAUAGCUCGAAGCGGACACGCUUCGCAAGUUUCGG